Molecule: messenger RNA, 1454 nt
Organism: Porites lobata
Lineage: Eukaryota; Metazoa; Cnidaria; Anthozoa; Scleractinia; Poritidae
Source: the annotation of a GenBank genome assembly
AUGAUUUGUAGUGAUAUUUGGCAUAAAUACCACGAGUCAUUCAAAAUUGUUGUACGUAAUUUCUUUGGUGCCCUGCGACUGAUCCAAGCUGUGCUGCCAGGCAUGAAAGCGAGGCAGAAUGGGUGCAUCAUUAACAACAGCAGUCACGGUGGUAUUGCUUCAAUGCCCUUUAUUGAGAUUUACUGUGUUUCAAAGUUCGCAGUGGAAGGCCUCACUGAGGUGAUGGCGUCCUUAAUGCUUCAUUUUAAUAUCAGGUACUAAAUGUACGUUUACUUGACCACAGAAUUACCCUUGGAAAAAAUCGUUAAUCGGCAAAUAAGGUGCAUUGUGGGAAAUGUGGAGGUGACGAAUGCCGAGAGGGCCCCCUAGCUGUCAAGUGGUACGAUCAGUCGUACGGGUCGUCGGGGGGAGGGAUGUCAAGUGGUACGACUCACACGAGUCGUAGCAUGUGCAUCUCAUUAGUGAUAUUAUACAUUUGUACGUAAUUAAUUGUUCUCUGAAAUUUUGGAACUUUUGUGAAAAACAUACUGCUUCUACUUGUUUGAAACGAGUAUCUACCUACGCCCCACCUGGAGACCAGCUUUCGUUGUGUGUGGUUAGCGUAGUAAAAUAAAUGUGAUGAUUUGUUGAUUGAUUGAUACUUCCAAUUUUUGAGCAAAGUUGUCGAUCGUUCUACAUCCCUUUUUCUGCAUCCUGUCUUGAUUAAGGGGUGCAGAGACUACCUCUGCGAGGUUGCGUGAUGCCUAAUGCAGCUUUUAAACAAGUUGAACUUCUUGAAAUAAUAUCCAAACUGCGUGAUUGGGGAACUGGUUGGCUAUCAGGCUCAUUUUUGCUGUUGCUAUCGAGCAAAAAGUCAUGUGUAAUUGUGAGGUGAUUAUUGCAAAUGGCCAUGGGAAACAACUUAAUUUUGGCAAAUUGUAUAAAUGUUCCAACAAUGAUCAUCUAAUCUCUUCCUCGGUCCAUCGCACACCACACACAAAGAAACUGUCUCUGGUCCCCGCGACAGAAACCACUGUUCCUCCAUACAGCAAGGUCGGGGAAAGCGGAGUUUUCUUCUUGUGACUAUCCAAUAAUAUUGCCAAAAUAAUUUAUGCAGUUAUCUUUCAUUGGCUGGCAGGUGUGCUAUCCUGGAAUCAGGUCCCGUGACAUCAUCAAUAAUAGGCAAUGUGGAAGCCUGGACAAAAAAGUAUGACAGGUCAACCACUGAUACGAAGACCACAGAAAUAUUUCAGACCUUUGAACAAAGGUUUUAUACGGCAUUUGACGAGAACAUGGUACAAAGCGGAAGUGAAGUCGCAGAGAUUGUGAAAAAUAUCAUACUCAGCGAGAAUCCAAACCUACGAUACCACACAAAUAAGAAGUUUAAUCCGGAACAAGUAAAGGCCAAACUUUCUGAUCCCACUGGUAAUGUUCUGCUUGAUUUGAUGAACAAAACUUACCUUGCUAAGGAAUAA